Oncorhynchus mykiss (rainbow trout) is the source of this 1596-nucleotide messenger RNA. The record is from RefSeq and is a predicted model, not a curated record. NCBI's taxonomy places the organism in Eukaryota, Metazoa, Chordata, Actinopteri, Salmoniformes, Salmonidae.
AGACAGCGUCCCCGUGUCGCCGAAAAAUGCAACAGGUGUCACAGAGCAGAGGACUGCCGUUUCAAAGACGAAAUUUGUCACAAAUGCAGUAGAAGGGGGGCACAUUCAAAGAGCAUGCAAAGCAAAAUUCAGUCACAAAAGGAAAACUGAGAAAAUUAAAGGGUCUGUGAAUGCACUAGCAGAGAACAGUGGCAGUGAUUCAGAUGAACGAUUAAUUGGUACAAUGGAGUUAAACACAGUGACUUCUCCCAGCAGUAGCAUAAUAUGGGUGGCACCAGAUAUCGAAGGCAAACCCCUCAAAAUGGAGCUGGACACAGGAUCUGCAGUGUCUAUAAUUUUCACUACCGUCUACAAUGAGCACUUCAAGGCUAUCAAGCUGAAGAACACAAAUGUGUUGGUGAAGACCUACUCAGGAGAGAGAUUGAGCCCAUUGGGGGCGUUGCAGGUCAGAGUGCGUUAUGGGGGGCAAACACAGCAGUUACAGCUGUAUGUGGUGCCUGGAACUGGCCCCCCAUUAUUUGGCAGGGAAUGGCUUUAAAAAAUAAAGCUGAACUGGUGUGACUUGAAUAUGCUCCACACGUUCCAGUCCAAAGAGAAUGGUACAGACCAAACACUGGAACACUUGCAGAAGAAAUACAACACAGUCUUCAGUGAUCAGAUGGGAACAGUAAAAGGCUUCACAGCAAAACUUGUACUAAGAGAUGACGCAACCCCGAAAUUCUGCAAAGCCAGAUCUGUUCCAUACUCCCUGAGACCAAAGGUGGAAGCGGAAAUCGAUCGCUUGCAGGAUACAGGGGUCCUGAUGAAAGUGGACAGAAGCGAAUGGGCCACACCCAUAGUUCCAAUUGUGAAGAAAGACGGGUCUGUUAGAAUGUGUGGGGACUUCAAGGUAACUGUGAAUUCAAUGUUGCAUGUGGACCAACACCCCCUACCACGUCUGGAUGACAUCUUUGCUGCACUAGCUGGUGGGAAACACUUCAGUAAAAUCGAUCUGAAACAGGCUCACCUGCAGCUACCGGUUGAAGAGAGCUCCAAACAGUACCUGACAAUAAACACACACAAAGGUCUAUACAGGUAUAACCGCCUGGUUUUUGGCAUUGCAUCAGCUCCAGCCAUUUGGCAACAAACUAUUGACCAGAUUUUGCAAGGAAUCCCAGGAUCCCAGUGUAUCCUGGAUGACAUGAUCACAACAGGACGCACCGAAAAAGAGCACCUGGCUAACCUGGAAGAGGUCCUGAAAAGACUGAAAGAGUAUGGUCUACAGGCAAACUUACAGAAGUGUGAGUUCUUCAAAGACAAGAUUGUCUUCUGUGGACAUGAAAUUGACUGCAUUGGAUUGCACAAAACACAGGACAAAAUCAAGGCAGUGGUACGACCACAAACGACCACAAAAUAUCACAGAAGUGAGAUCUUUCACGGGACUGAUCAAUUACUACAGAAGAUUCCUCCCAAACCUUUCAGCAGUACUCCAGCCUCUAAAUCAGCUCCUGGAAAAGAAUAGGACAUGGCAGUGGACAGAGCAGUGUGAAAAUGCAUUUCUGGAGGCAAAACGGCUCAUAACAUCUGAACAUGCCCUGAUGCAUCACGACCCUGAAA